AUGGAUGAGAAAAACUUCACCCAAGUGAAAGAGUUCAUACUUUUAGGGUUCACAACAGACUUGUGGCUACAGAGAGUGCUUUUUUUCAUCUUCCUCCUCAUUUAUAUCAUCAGUCUCCUUGGGAACAUCACCCUGAUUUCACUGAUCUGUGGUGAUUCUCGGCUCCACACCCCCAUGUAUUUCUUCAUAGGAAAUUUGUCAUUCCUGGAUCUCUGGUAUUCUUCUGUCUAUGCUCCUAAAAUUCUGAUGACUUGCAUCUCCGAAGAUAAAAGCAUCUCCUUCGCUGGCUGCCUAGCUCAAUUCUUUUUCUCUGCUGGUCUGGCCUACAGUGAGUGUUACCUAUUGGCUGCCAUGGCUUAUGACCGCUACGUGGCCAUCUCCAACCCCUUGCUUUAUACCCAGGCCAUGUCCUCAAGGUUAUGCAUCUGUCUUGUUGCAGUUUCCUAUGCUGGUGGCUUUCUUAACUCCACCAUCAUUACCAGUGAGACUUUCACCUUAAGCUUCUGUGGAAACAAUAUCAUUGAUGACUUUUUCUGUGAUCUGCCACCUCUUGUAAAGUUAGCCUGUGAUGUGAAGGAAAGUUACCAGGCUGUUCUCUAUUUCAUUCUUGCGUCCAAUGUGAUUACUCCCACUGUGCUUAUUCUUGCUUCCUACCUCUUCAUUAUUGCUGCCAUCUUGAAGAUCCGCUCCACCCAAGGUCGCCUCAAGGCCUUCUCCACUUGUGGCUCUCACCUGACAGCUGUCACUUUGUACUAUGGUUCCAUCCUUUUCAUUUACUCCCGGCCAAGUACUAGCUAUGCCCUUGAAAGGGAUAAAGUGGUAUCUGUGUUCUAUACCGUAGUCAUUCCCAUGCUAAAUCCAUUGAUCUAUAGCUUAAGAAAUAAAGAUGUUAAAGAGGCCCUGAGAAAAAUGAUAGAGAGAGUGAAGUUUUUCUAG
Molecule: messenger RNA, 936 nt
Organism: Sorex fumeus (smoky shrew)
Lineage: Eukaryota; Metazoa; Chordata; Mammalia; Eulipotyphla; Soricidae
Product: olfactory receptor 1013-like
Exons: 1
Coding region: 1-936 (311 amino acids)
Biological process (GO): G protein-coupled receptor signaling pathway; sensory perception of smell
Cellular component (GO): membrane
Molecular function (GO): odorant binding; G protein-coupled receptor activity; olfactory receptor activity
Source: RefSeq, a predicted model, not a curated record